Molecule: messenger RNA, 1449 nt
Organism: Aspergillus wentii DTO 134E9
Lineage: Eukaryota; Fungi; Ascomycota; Eurotiomycetes; Eurotiales; Aspergillaceae
Product: alpha/beta hydrolase
Exons: 2
Coding region: 337-1347 (336 amino acids)
Molecular function (GO): hydrolase activity
Source: RefSeq, a predicted model, not a curated record
GAUGUUAGUUAGAUUUUUAUUUUCUAUAUAUCCCCUCUUAUGAAUACUAGAGUUGCUUUAGCGUUAGCGUUAUGAUGAUAUCCUAAGAUCCAUUAGAGUUAUGGUGACUGGCCAUUCUAAUCAACCAUAUAUCCGAUAUACAUCGCGUGUGGGCGAUAGAACCAAGGAUUUGAGGAGUUUAUAUUAGAUCCAUCUCUUCUGUGGUAGGAUCUACUGUAAAUCUUGAUAUCUGAUAAGCGUAGAUAUUACCAUGCUAUGACGUCGCCCGAAUCCCAUCUAUAACUUUUAACCGCAACGAGCCCAGCAUAAUAGCUUCACAUACAAUAAAUAAUCAAAAUGUUUGAAAACUGCAUCCCCCAAACAGCCACUCGCUCCACCCUCGACCCUCAAAUCCAAAACUUCCUCUCCGACAAUCCCAAUCUCCAUCUCGGUGGUCCAGACUUUCUCCGCGAGCGACAGCAUCACUCUCAAAUAUUUGGGUUCCACACCCUUCGAGCAUCGCUCCAUGCUCCGAUUGAUCGUAUUGAACACACUGCUAUUCGCGGACCACACGGUACGAUUCCAAUUCGGAUUUUUUAUCCCUCCAGCAGUAGAGACCGCCAACGAGGCCGCGAUUCAGCUGCAUUAAUCUAUUUCCAUGGCGGGGGAUAUACGGUCGGCACAGUGGAUGAGUUUGAGAAUGGAUGUCGCAUUCUAGCAGAGGAAAGUGGUGUACAGGUGUAUGCGGUGGAGUAUCGAUUGGCGCCGGAGUGGAAGUUUCCGACUCAGCUGGACGAAUAUAAAACGGUCGUUGAAUGGGUUCAGAAUGGGGGUGGGAAAGAACGAGGCGUCAAUCCGAAGAGAGUCUGUGGAGGGGGCGAUAGUGCUGGAGGGAAUAUGACUGCUGCUCUGUCGUUGAUGCUGAGAGAUGAAAAGGCGAAGAUGAAGCCGUUGCAUGCGCAGAUCUUGUUAUACCCUGAAGCACGAGUACCGUUUGAUACGAAAGCGGCCGAGGAGAAUCAUUCUGGCUUUUAUCUCGAGUGCAAUGGAAUAUUCUCCUUUGCAGACCACUAUCUCCCACGCGGAGUCCCCCCUUCACAUCCGUAUAUAUCACCCGGAAUGCAACCUGCGACUUCACUCCAGAAUCUACCUACAGCAGCAGUAUACACGAAUGGAUUCGAUCCUCUUCGCGACGUCGGAGUAGAAUACGCAUCGAAACUGCAAGAUGCCGGCAAUCCGGUUGUCUGGCGGCAUUUUGAAAGUCUCCCGCAUGGUUUCUUGCAGAUGGCGCCGUGGAGUGAGGAUGCGAUGGCGGCCACGAAACAGGUGGGGAGGGAUUUGGGGCAUUUGGCGUAUUCUGAUAUUUAAUAAUUAUCUUGAUAUGAGAUUCAGAUGAUGUUAUAUUGUAGUGGUGAUACAGACCCACUUUUAUCGAAUCAAGUUAUGCCUCGGAUCAUAACGUCAUAGAAC